Molecule: messenger RNA, 3727 nt
Organism: Sceloporus undulatus (fence lizard)
Lineage: Eukaryota; Metazoa; Chordata; Lepidosauria; Squamata; Phrynosomatidae
Gene: ICA1L
Product: islet cell autoantigen 1 like
Exons: 12
Coding region: 1863-3116 (417 amino acids)
Biological process (GO): regulation of transport
Cellular component (GO): Golgi apparatus
Molecular function (GO): protein domain specific binding
Source: RefSeq, a predicted model, not a curated record
AUCUUUUAUUACAUGUCCCUAAGUUUUAUCAUCAACUUACCCAAGGAUCAUGGCAAAAUCCAUAAUUUUGCCCCCAAAACCUGCCCUCAGUUUAUACAUGAGGUCGACUUAUAGUCAAGUAUUUACGGUAGAUGUUUUUACUAGCUUCAUGACAGUGUAGCUGUAAGCCUAUACCCUCAUAUCAUGGCAUGUCCCCCCUUUAAUUUAGGGUGAGUACUUCUGAGUAACUAUACAAGCAAAUCUCAACAAAACCUGACAAAUAAGCUUUUUGCAAAGUCUGAUGCACACCCUGCUACCUUUUUGGGUAGCUAGAAGUUUUUUAGCAGCUAUAGCAUUGGGAGGAUGGUGAAGGAGAACUGGAGAAACAUAGACUUUAUGUAUGGUGUUCCAGCAGUGUGUGUGUGCUGUAAACAAUGCAAUAAAGCUUGAACUGGGAAAUAAUGGGAUUGUUCUGUAGCGGCUCUGGUUCUAGCCAUGCCUGCCUGCCUGCCUGCCUGCAACAGGCAAGGUAAACAGUUUCCUCCAGAAUAUCUUCCUGAGAAUGUAUGAACAGCAACACAAAACAGCUCAUCAGCUACUGCCAGUUUGUUAGAAAACCAUAGUUCUGGCCACAAUAACGGGAAAUUGUAAGUAAAGUGGAGGGUGGUGAAAGAAAAAAAGUUAUCCCUGGAUGCAUUUUGGAAGAGGCCUUCAGGAGGCCUCUUGAAAGUUAUUGUUUAUUUAUGCAUGACCUCCCUGACUUGAUGGUGUGUAUUUUUUAUUUUGAAUAUAAUGUUUGCUGUAAUGCUAAGCUGUUCUUUUUUCUUUCUUUCUUUUUUAAUGCAGGAAUAUAUCCUUACUUCUUCUAUGUCAUUUUUGCCUCUGCUACUAAAUUUUCUGUUAAAGAAGUAAUAAUUAGGAACACAACUACUUUGUUAACAGGGGAACGGGAGAAGGGGAAAAAUCUGUAACCUCCUGAAAUGCCAUCAUUUAAAAAAAAUGCUUGAGGAUGCACCUUAUUUAGGGGGAAAACAGAUAUCUAUAUGCUUUUUCCCUUCAGGUGUAAAAGCAUCUUCUGGGGUAGAGAUGGGGUACUUCCCUGGGAUUCUGAUUUUUCUAAAACAUUAUAUAAACUGCUAGUGAUCUGUGAAGGAUUCCAAUGCUGUGGGUAUAAUAUUUUUUAAAAAACAAAAUACCAUAUUGUGGCAUAAAAAGAGGCACAAAAGUUAUUCAACCAAAAAACAAAAUAAUUCAUUAAAGGAAUUUGAAAUUUAAACUGAUUGAGACAAAUAAAUCUUUUGAUGCUUAAAGAAAUGGCAAGUGUCAAUGUAAUACUUCUGAAUACAAGCAUCAUACAGAUACAGUGGACCAGAGAACCCUAAUCUCAAUUGUUGCUGUGUUGUUUGUACAUUGAAGCUUCUGCACACACAAAGGGAGUUGUAGUACUUUGUGCAUUUCAUUUGCUUUCAGAAGCUUGAUAGGAAUGAGUCCUACAUUUGGUAUAAUAUGAGAAGGGGAGAGAGACCAAUCUUAAUCUGAAGAAUAGAGAGGACAUAAUAUUUAACCCAGUAGAGAAGGGCGGGCACUUUGUUAAUUAUGGACACUUUCCUUGUGUCAGGGCACCCCAUCAUUUCAGGCUGCGGUUGAGUCCUAGAACCUAUAUCUGCCUGCACUGAUUAUUUUUAAAAACAAUUUCACCAUGCCUUCAAAAUUGAUAUUUUGAAUUUUGUUACAGACUUCUUAAGGAGGAGAAUGGAGGAAAAGGCGGCGACUCAGGUUAUUAGGAAAUUAAAGGGAAAGAUUGGCUAAUCCGGUAAUCCUGCACCUGCUUGCUUUUGGGAAUAAAAAGACCCACUCAACACAAUGGGAUCUACCAUUACUCCAUGGACACUUUCAAUCAGUUUUGCCCAGAAAAUCAGUCAGUAAUCAGCAAAAUGCAGAAGAAAUUCUGGAAAACAAAGCAAAUUCUACUAAAACUAACAGGAGAAAAAGAAGACGAACAUGUGGUAGCAUCUGAUGCUGAGUUAGAUGCCAAAUUAGAGGUUUUUCACAGCAUUCAGGGGACCUGCACAGAUCUUCUAAAAACAAUUGAAAAAUACCAGCACAGCUUAAAUGCUAUAGCUGAACAGGAAAAUGAAUUAGGGCUGUUCUUGAAGUUUCAAGCAGUGCAGGAAGAAACUCAAAUUGACAGAAUGACCGCUUCCACUGGCCAGGCCCUCUGUUGUUCUUCCCAACAAAGGCUAGCUCUUUGCACUGCUUUAUCUCGCCUUGGGCAAGAACUAGCAACAUUUAGCCAGAGAGCUGUGUCUGACACCUUGCUAACAAUCAGUCGAAUGGAGGAAGCACGUACUGAGUAUCGAGGGACUUUGCUGUGGAUGAAGGAUGCUUCCCAGGGACUGGAUCCAGAUACAUGCAAACAAAUGGAGAAGUUCAGAAAAGUGCAGAUGCAAGUUAGAAAUACUAAAACCCAAUUUGAUAAACUGAAGAUGGAUGUUUGCCAGAAGGUAGACCUUCUUGGAGCCAGCCGCUGUAAUAUGCUGUCACACUGUCUUGCUUCUUACCAGACAACCUUUUUGCAUUUUUGUGAGAAGACUGCUCAAAAGAUGUCUGAAAUUAAGGAAGACCUUGUACAUCUCCAGUCACCUCAUCAUAUCACAUCUGAGAAACUUAUUGACCAAUCUACUGUAGAAGACAAUGAUGAUGCCAGGAGGGACAUUACCACUGCAGAUUUUAAUAAGAUGAUUUUAGUGGAAGAUGAAAGCUCUGAAGCUCUGACAGAACUCCAAACAGACUCCUUGGAAGAUUUUGACAGCAAUUUUUCUUUCCUGAAGAAUUUGUCAAGGCCCAGUUCUUCAAGUGCAGGAAAUAUCACACAGGAGUGUCACACUGUGGUUGAUAGUUCUUGCAUCCAUCUCCCUGUUCAGGGAUUGGCUACAGAGGAACAGUUCCAAGCUCACUCACCUGCAUUUCUGCCUUCACAACUCCUUGAUUUUGGCUUCCACACUGCUGAGAGAUGCAGUACUGCAGAGGCACAUUCCCAAGACAUGGCAGCAUGGUUUGGUGCUUUUGCAGACCUGGAUCCCCUUUCAGAUCCAGACGCUGUUGGACGUUCAGAUGAUGAGCUCCUCACUGCAUGAUUAAGUGGAAACCAGGACACAGGUUCCUCUGGCAUCAGAUUUCUGUGUCCUUCAAAGAAAACUCCUAAGACUGUGUUCUUGUUAUCAGCAGAGAUAAAGAAUACUCAUUGAUGGCAGAAAAAGGACAUCAGUAUGGUAAAGACCAAAUGUGCCUCUUGAUUUCAUGAGUGUUGGCCUUGCUAUAAAAGCUUAUAUUGCUUUUAUGGAAAUGCCUAACAUAAUUUGUUUCUAAAGAGAAUGACACCAAUGUGUUUUUGAAAUCUAAAAAUAUCUCUUUACUGUGCUCCUACUUUUAUAGGUAAAUGUUUGAGAACACAGAAAACUGUUCACUCACAUGUUGCUCUCGUGCUGGUAGAUAUCACUGGGCUUUGUGAUUCAUUUUGGAUACUUUUAAUACUUCUGAAUCUGAGAUGUUGCCCUUUUUAUCUACUCCAUCUGUGCUUCAGUAACUAAAGGAAACAUAUAUUUGUAUGUGUCAUCUUCAUAUUGCUGGGACUUGUAAAAUCCCCAGUGAAUGUUAGAUUAUCUUUCUAUUGCUUUAACUGUUUAUUUUUGUAGUCAUAUAGAGCAAUCAAAACUCUAUAGUGUUUUGCAACUGGUAAAAUCCAGUU